This is a messenger RNA of Cadophora gregata, 3727 nucleotides long. It is a transcript of the gene TRF2, whose product is annotated as Transcription elongation factor SPT4. NCBI's taxonomy places the organism in Eukaryota, Fungi, Ascomycota, Leotiomycetes, Helotiales, Ploettnerulaceae. Gene Ontology annotation, molecular function: DNA-binding transcription factor activity, RNA polymerase II-specific; RNA polymerase II cis-regulatory region sequence-specific DNA binding. Gene Ontology annotation, biological process: regulation of transcription by RNA polymerase II; cell differentiation. Bases 711 to 2510 code for a protein of 599 amino acids. The record is from RefSeq and is a predicted model, not a curated record. The transcript has 3 exons.
GCAUGCCCAUGUCCACGCCCCUGUCCCUCCUUCCAUAAUCCACAUCCACAUCGACAUCGACAUCGACAGCCACCCACUACACCCCCCUCCCCCUGUGCCUGCCCGCGACGAGGAACGGCGAUGCUCUACUGCGCUGGUGCUCUGCUCUGCUCGCUCUGUGUGGGCAGCACAGACCACUGCGCUACUCAAACUCUUGGCAUUUCUCCCUUCCCUUCCACCCUUCUUGCCUAACUAACUAACCUACCACCUACCUUACCCACCUUCGUUCCGUGAUCCUCAUCCUCUCCUCUUCUCUGCUCGUCCUCUCGCAUCCUCACCACCGCUUGCCAUCGACGCAUCUACCUUGCCGUCAACUCUUCCUUUCUUUCACAGUCUUCCGGCUACAAUCGGAGCCACAGUCCUUACACACCACGCUCCUUCGUCUACCUUACGAAUUUCAAUCUUCAACAACGAUCACCCCGUUCCAUUUUCAAUACUUACCGUUCUCCUGUUCCUGCUAGUUCCAGCGACGCAUUUCCACCACCAUUGCAUACACCACCCUUGAUACAAUCGAUUUGAUCACAACACCACCUCUCGACUCGCAAGUAGCGAUUCGUCCACUCAUUCAGUCCUUCGGAACAAUUAUUUGCAUCCGAGGAGAGAAGGAUCUAACACAGAUAUCACAGCAAGAUAGUCUCACUUGGAAAUCCGAGACACAAUCGCAAGCAACGAUGGAUAUGACUACAGAAGACCACAAGAGCAUGUCGGAAAUAUCGCAGGAGGAUGCGGCCACCAAGAUGUCAUCAACACCCAGUCCGACCGCGUCAAACUCGGCUGGCAGCACAUCGGCAUCCCGCAGACCACCCAGGAAGAGCACUCUAACCCAGCAACAGAAGAACCAGAAGAGACAACGUGCCACUCAAGAUCAACUGGUGACUCUGGAGAUGGAAUUUAACAAGAAUCCAACGCCAACUGCAACAGUCAGGGAGCGAAUUGCCGAAGAUAUCAACAUGACAGAGCGCUCCGUCCAGAUCUGGUUCCAGAACAGGCGCGCAAAGAUAAAAUUGUUGGCCAAGAAGAGCAUCGAGACGGGAGAGGAUUGUGAUGCCAUUCCAGAAUCAAUGCGUCAAUACCUUGCUAUUCAAGCAAUGGAGUCUGGGAAGUCGUUGGGAGGAAACUUCCUGGGUCGUUCAGGCCUGAUGCCUUAUGGUAGUGGCAGCCUCAUGAUGGGAGGCGAUCAGGGCCCACAAGGGAAAGUCGUUAUUCACCAUCUAUCAUGUCGAUCUUUGAGCAUCGGAUCCUGGAGACGAGUAGGCCAAAAUGCGAUGGAUCUCAUCAUCUUCUACUCACCAGAAAAGGGAUGCAUGACAUAUUACAUUAACAACGAUCAAGCUGGCUACAAGAUUGAAUACCCUUUCGCGUUCAUCAAGAAUAUCUUCCUGGAAAAUGGAGAUAUGGAGUCCGGAAAGCCCGGUGGAUUGGUGGUUGAGCUGAAUCGACCUCCUAACUUUUUCAUGGACUCAUCCGGAUCCGGUGGUUUCUUCCAGUGUGGUGAUUUUACAGAAGACCAACAGGCCUCGCAGCAAAUGAUUCAUCAUCUUGGAGGUCAUCCCAAGGUUUUGAGUGGUCAACUUGCCAAGCUGGUUUCCCUCGAAUCGUUCAUGACCCGACACAACCCAUUCGAACAGCAACAAAUGUCCGUCUCGGCACCGGUCUCCCCUAUUGGUCUGCGUCCAGCCUCUCAGCCAAACUAUAAUGCCCAGGCUCAUGUUGGUAUGUUCCAAGAGCAGUGGGGUGUCAAUGUCAAUCCAGGUCACCGCGGCGGACCUGGACAUAAGAGACAGAGAAGUAGAUCAGUGCCGAUGGCUGUUGACUUUUCCAUGUUCAACAACCCAAUGCCAUCCUUCCUCAUUCAACAUCCGAGCGAGAACCAACAACAGCACAACCCGAACAUCUUUGCACCAGUCCCACAACAGCCAAAUAAUCUGGGGCCUCUGGGACCCAAUCUCCGGAUCGAUACAUCAUCGGGAUAUGGAAUGGACUUCAGACAGUACCCUAUGUCUGCGGCUACAACCACUUCGCCAUCAGAAUUCGCCAGUCCUGGAUUCUUCUCGCAAGGACCUGAUACAGGCGCUCUUCCUGCAUCUUCGUAUAACAACACCCCGUUUACUGUCCCAUACCUGUCACCGAAUCCAAUGGCGGACCAAUCUGGACACAUGAUUCAGCCAUCCGUCUCACCGCUGUCUUUCAUGAGCCAUGGUGACCCAGCCAUCGUUGACCAAUCCCCGCCUAUGUCUAUGAUGCAUCGAAGUGCAUCUGCGGACGUGUAUAACAUGUCGCACGAUCACUCGAACAUCUCUGACGACGGCACUGGACUGAAUGAGAUGUACUCGAAACACACUCUCAACCUUCCGAUGCAUCCUCAUUCCCCAGCAUUUGCCGAGCAGUCGCAAGCAGAUAUGGACAUGAACCAGCUCGUCUCGUUCGAUGAUAAUCCAGCUAGCCUCUCGCCUGAAAACAUCACUCAGUAGUCAAUCAGGGCAGAUUGCGUUCAUUAUUGUGGCUGGUCCAAACCCUCGGCUCCGUGUUUUAUCGCACCCGGGUUUGGCUGCAUUUAGCGGUGGAAGCCGAGGAAGAUACCUGUCUCUUACCGAAGCUGGAUUUGUUUGACGGAGCACAAUAUGGGAGGCGUUCUUGUGGAUGGGUGUUUUGUUCAGUCGUACAUAACUGACGGCCUGCGUGGACUUUUCGAUUCUUGUCUGAAUUAUGCUCCGCCUAAUUACUCGUGUCGCCACGGACACGAAGACCCUUUUUGGCCAACUUUUUUUUUUUCUGUUUAGUCUUAUGCCACGAACCUACAUGACGAUAAAUUCUAUCUGGAUCAUGCUUGGCUGGCACAGCGAUCGCUUCCUAUUUUUUUUUCUUUUGGUUUUCCUGGCGCGUUUUGGGUGUUUUGUCUCUGUACCGAGGCGUAUCUUCAUCUUUUUUUUCUGUCUCCAGAGGAGAUGCUGGUAUGGAAAGGAAGUGGAGGGGGAGAUAAAUCUGGAAGUCUACAGGAGGGAGUGGAAUUAACGUUUUUGUCAAAAAUACUCGGGAGGAAGAGUUGCUGUUGCUUCGAACGGUUUGCUAGUUUGCGCGAGAGCAUGAUGAUAUCAUGGUGGGCUUAAUAAAGGAAAAUUCAUUAUCGAGAACUGAGCCAUGUCCUGCCAAUUACACAUACAAUCUCGGCCUAACGUGGCUCAAAUAAGCCAGCUAAGGUAGACGAUAUAUCAGAAAAGGUCCGCACGUGAGGCGGCUACUGGUUGUGCUGGGAACGUGGGGUUUACUAGCCGGUAGGUAGGUAGGUAUGUUCCGGAUGAAAGUGUCACUGGGCCCCCAUUGCGCGUUCGAACACGUCGUUUCGACUGUUAAGCUCUAGACCUGGUGAUACUUCAUAUAUGAGGUAAAAAUGAGUUUGGAAUUCUUCUACUUCCGCAGCUCGCUCCGAUCUGGUUGUCAAGUGACGUCGUCGACUUUCAGAUCAGACGAUAUAAAGGUUCGCUGUACAGUUUUCAUGGGAAAGAGUUCCAAAGAGUCUGGGAUCAAUCCAAGGAUUCCAACCAAAAGGGAGCAGUUAUCACGUACAAGAAUAAUUAGACGGAAAAGGACUAAGUGAACAAUUGAUCUGGAGGAGUGGUAGUGUAGAAUUCUAAAAUAAAAUGCUCCUUUGCACAGCCACUCUGCCGGUUGAUUUAGAAGCGAUCCAGAG